Messenger RNA from Elaeis guineensis (African oil palm), 1778 nucleotides. RefSeq lists its product as uncharacterized. Gene Ontology annotation, molecular function: protein binding. Lineage: Eukaryota; Viridiplantae; Streptophyta; Magnoliopsida; Arecales; Arecaceae. The record is from RefSeq and is a predicted model, not a curated record.
GCCGAUUCGGAAGCUCGCGCUAAAGAGAGAGAGAGAAGGGGGGAAAAAAAAUCCGUAGACCUUCGGGCCUCGGGUAGAGCACGCCAAUGGCGCUCAUCACUUCCUCCCGCCGCCACCGCUCCUUCCUCCUCCUCCACGACCACCUCCGCCUCCUCUCAUCCUCCCCAUCUCCGCCUCCUACCGCCGCCGCUGCUCCCAUCUUCCUCGGCCACCACGCAUUCGACCCCGCCAUCCGCCGCCUUGCCCGCGCCCGCCGCUUCUCCGACAUCGAGGCCCUCCUCGAGCCCCUCAAGAAGGAUCCCCGCGCCUCCGGUGAACCCUUCCUCGCCGCCGUCGUCACCUCUUACGCUGCCGCUGGCAUGCUCGAACACGCCCUCCGCACCCUCGACGAGAUCCCCUCCCUCGGCGCCCCCCGCACCGCCCUUUCCUUCAAUGCCCUCCUCUCCGCCCUCAACCACUCCCCCCUCCCCUUCUCCCGCCGCCGCGUCCCCGAACUCUUCACGGACCUCUCCCGCCGCCUCUCCAUCGUCCCCGACAAGGUCUCCUACGGCAUCCUCGUCAAGUCCCACUGCCUCGCCGGCAACGCCAGGAAGGCCCUCGCCGUCCUCAAGGAGAUGGAGGAGAGAAAGAUAGAGGUCACCACCGUCACCUACACUACCCUUCUCGAUUCCUUCUAUAAGGAGGGCAGGCCGGAGGAGGCCGAGAGAUUGUGGAAGGAGAUGGAGAAGAAGGGAUUGAAGCCCGAUUUGCCGGCUUAUAAUGUUCGAAUCAUGUACCGAGCCCUCGAGGGGAAACCGCAAGACGUACUUGAUUUGAUCAGAGAGAUUGAGGCAGCCCGAUUGAAGCCUGACACCAUUACUUACAACUAUCUCAUAAGCUGUUAUUGUAGUCAUGGCCGGUUCGAGGAGGCGAAGAAAGUGUAUAAGGAGUUGGAGGAGAAGGGAUGUGUUCCAAAUACUGCGACUUUUAGGAAUCUUUUGGCUUCUUUAUGUAGAAAUGAGGAUUUUGAUGGCGCUCUGGAGGUGUUCACGGAUGGUGUAAAGCAAGGCAAGGUGCCAGAUUUGGGUUUGGUGAAGCUUCUGGUUGAGGGGUUGAUGAAGAAUUCGAAGGUUAGAGCUGCAAAGAGGGUGAUUAGUGGGCUGAAGAAGAAGUUUCCGAAAUAUUUCACUGGGGACUGGAAGAAGCUUGAGAAGGUAGUUGGUGUGAAUGUGAAUGGAGAAGGAUCUGAGCAAGUAGUAGCUGCUUGAAUUCAGAAAUAAUCUUGAGGAAUUCAGCUGGUGCUUAUGAGGAUUUGUUUGUUGCUUGUUCAAUUAAUCAUUUAGGAGCUCUAACAAAUGAGCAAAUUGCAUAUGGAAUUUAAUCCCCCAGGCGGGAGUAUUUAAGUACAAGCAUGGCUCAGUUACUGAAUAAGAUUGAUACCUCUGGCAAUUUUGAUGGCAAUAACAUAUGGUCUGCUUGGAUGAGGUUUAUUCUAUAAGGUGCAUUUAUCAAUUCUGAUAUCCGACAUCGUUGUAGUUGCUUUCAUGAUACGCAUUGUUAGUGGUGCAAUAAAUCAUGAUUCGUUCUGCCAUUGGUGCUUUGUUAUGUUUAAAUCUGAUUUUUCUACACUGAAUUCCCAUGGCAACAACCUUUCAUUUGAAAAGGUUGCACUGUCUCAUACUAUAUUGUUGAGCAGCUAUGGUCUAGUUUAGUUGUACUGUAUUGCCUACAUGAUGCAGUAAUGAUUUGGUCAUCUUAUUUUGGAUGAUGAAUGAUGGAAUGCUCCGAGGUAUGUUUUU